AUGGCUUUAGUCCCCUACGAGGAGGGAGCUGGCUGGGGAGCGCGGCAGCUGCACAAUCCUUCGGCCACGUACCGCUUCGCCAGCCACACCAUCCGCAUCAGACAGGACUGGCGGCGGCUGGGGGUGGCGGCGGUGGUCUGGGAUGCGGCUGUUGUCCUAUGUGCUUAUCUGGAGAUAGGAGGCAUUGAGGUCCAGGAUCGAUCUGUGAUUGAGCUGGGAGCUGGGACUGGUUUGCUGGGAAUAGUAGCCACAUUAUUAGGUGCUCAUGUUACCAUCACAGACAGAGCAGCAGCACUGGAGUUCCUGGAGUCAAAUGUACAGGCUAACUUACCUUCAGAACUACGUCCGAGAGCUGUGGUGAAAGAGCUCACUUGGGGAAAAGACCUAAGUAACUUCUCUCCAGGAGCAUUUGACUUCAUCCUGGGUGCAGACAUUGUUUAUCUGGAAGAAACUUUUGCAGACCUGCUUCAGACACUGGAGCACCUGUGCUCAGAGCACACUGUGAUUCUUCUUUCCUGUCGUAUCCGCUAUGAACGGGACCACAAGUUCUUGAAGAUGCUGAGUGGCCGUUUCUCUGUGUACGAGGUCCACUAUGAUGCCAGUAAGGAUGUUCAUAUCUACAAAGCACAGAGGGGUAGUUGGAAGGAUGACUUUUGACUCUAUGCAUUGUUAGUAAACCACUGUUCAAUCUUCCCCUUGUUUCUACUCAAUACACUUGUU
Messenger RNA from Indicator indicator, 720 nucleotides. RefSeq names its product methyltransferase 21A, HSPA lysine (gene METTL21A). Gene Ontology annotation, molecular function: protein-lysine N-methyltransferase activity. The record is from RefSeq and is a predicted model, not a curated record. Gene Ontology annotation, biological process: peptidyl-lysine methylation. The transcript has 3 exons. Bases 1 to 657 code for a protein of 218 amino acids. Gene Ontology annotation, cellular component: cytoplasm; cytosol. NCBI's taxonomy places the organism in Eukaryota, Metazoa, Chordata, Aves, Piciformes, Indicatoridae.